Triplophysa dalaica is the source of this 1713-nucleotide messenger RNA. RefSeq names its product seryl-tRNA synthetase 2, mitochondrial (gene sars2). Gene Ontology annotation, biological process: mitochondrial seryl-tRNA aminoacylation. The transcript is spliced from 16 exons. NCBI's taxonomy places the organism in Eukaryota, Metazoa, Chordata, Actinopteri, Cypriniformes, Nemacheilidae. Gene Ontology annotation, molecular function: tRNA binding; serine-tRNA ligase activity; ATP binding. The coding region runs from base 11 to 1555 and encodes 514 amino acids. Gene Ontology annotation, cellular component: mitochondrion. The record is from RefSeq and is a predicted model, not a curated record.
ACGCUUCAGCAUGGCGUCCUCUGUAAGGGCAUCUACGCGUUUUUGCUCAAUUGUUCUUCUCAGAUCUAGAAGACACAAUGUUAGCAGUUUAUUUACAUGGUCCUGUAGGCCAUGCUCCUCUCGACCGGUCAGGAGCAGUCUUUAUGAGCAUAUACGAGAAGGAUACAGUCACAAACCUGAGCUGGACAUGAGGCGCGUAUGCGAAGAAACUGAUGCAGUCCUAGCGGAGGUGGAGAAUCGUAAAGGAGAUCUGCGGGCAGCUGAUGUCGGGCUUAUAAUCUCAGUGUGGACGAAAUUACAGAAUUUGCAGAAAGAAAUAUCGGAAUUGGAGGAAAGAAAAAUUGUGAUCAGUGCCAAAGUCAGAGCUCUUGUGGAUGCACAUGAAAAAUCAACUUUGUCCAGUCUUGUGGAGUACAAUUCUUUUAGAGAGGAGGGCAGAGCGCUCCGAGAGAAACUCAGUAAGAUGUAUUUGGAAGAGAGUGAGCUGGAGAAGGAACAUUACUGUCGUGCUCUGAGGCUGCCCAACAGAACACAUCCUAGUGUGCCCAUAGGAGAUGAGAGCCAGGCAAAAGUAGUUGAAAUGGUCGGCCGUAAGCAAGAAUUUGAUUUCAAGCCUAAAGGCCAUUUGGAAAUUGGAGAGAGUCUUGACAUCAUUAGACAAAGGCGGCUAGCACAUGUGUCAGGGCACAGAUCAUACUACUUGAGAGGGGCAGGAGCCAGACUGCAGCUUGCCUUGCAAAAUUUUUCUCUGGAUCUUCUUCAGAAACGGGGCUUUAUUCCCAUGGUUGUUCCUGAUAUGUUAAAGGGAGUGGUUUUUGAGGGUUGUGGGAUGCAGCCACAUGCUCAUAGAUCACAGGUGUACUCUCUGGAUCCCACACGCUUUCCUGAUCUUAAUCUCGCUGGUACAGGGGAAGUUGGGGUGGCAGGCUACUUCAUGGAUCAUGCUGUUAAUUUAAAGGACAUGCCUGUUAGUACAGUUUGUAGUAGCACAUGUUAUCGAGCAGAGACAGACACUGGCAGAGAGCCCUGGGGCCUUUACAGAGUUCAUCAUUUUAAUAAGGUUGAAAUGUUUGGUGUGACCGCAAAUGAGACGGGAGAGGAGAGUGAUCAAUUGUUGAAUGAAUUUGUCGCACUACAAAAGGAGAUUUUUUCAUCCCUUCAGCUUCAUUACAGGGUGUUGGAUAUGCCCACUCAAGAACUGGGACCCCCUGCUUUCAGAAAGUAUGAUAUUGAAGCAUGGAUGCCAGGCCGCGGCAGCUUCGGAGAGAUUUCCAGUGCCUCAAACUGCACGGACUACCAGAGUCGACGUCUUAACAUUCUCUACGAAACAAUUGAUGGAAGCCUUAAGUAUGCACAUACGGUAAAUGCAACAGCUUGUGCUAUUCCACGUACCAUCAUUGCUAUUUUGGAGACGCAUCAGACCAAGGAAGGGACAGUUCGGGUUCCUGACGUCCUGCAGCAGUACCUCGGGUUGGAAGUGAUAGAGAAACCUAAAUACACUCCUCUUAAAUAUAUUGGACCAAACCAACCCAAGCGUCAUGCCUCAAAACAAUAAUAUAUCAGACUUCAAUGAAGUUUUAUUUUUACUGUAUUCUGGACAGUGGGAUGUUUUUUUUUUUUUUAAACUGUGUCCAAUCCAGUUGAUUUUGCUAUAGGUAUAAUUUUUUGGCCUAUGCAAAAGAUUCAAUAAAAUGCGCGACACUUCCUAUCUGA